This is a messenger RNA of Zymoseptoria tritici IPO323, 639 nucleotides long. RefSeq lists its product as uncharacterized. The coding region runs from base 1 to 639 and encodes 212 amino acids. The transcript has 2 exons. NCBI's taxonomy places the organism in Eukaryota, Fungi, Ascomycota, Dothideomycetes, Mycosphaerellales, Mycosphaerellaceae. The record is from RefSeq and is a predicted model, not a curated record.
AUGGACACCUGCCGCGAACAAAUCCUCGCCAACCUCAAAGUCAUCCGCCCCUCGCUGACCCGUACUGGCAACGAUCUCGAAGUCAUCACCGCUCGCGCAAGUUUUGGAGGAGUCUACUACAACGCUUGGGUCUUCUCCUGGAGCGAGCCACCACUUCCAAUCCUCAAAGGUCCCAACAGCACCUCAAGCAAGAAAGCCGUCGAAGCUCUGCUGGAGAUGACGUCCGAUCUGGUUGCUCUCGGAUGUAAGGACGCUAUCAAGGAUUUUGAGGCGCAACUCAGCCAUCAGCCACAAGCCAUCACGAUUAUGGACGACUGCCGCAACCAGAUCAUGGAGAACAUGAGCGUCAUUCGCCCAUCUUUCGAGCUCUCAGGCAUCAAGAUCAUCACUUCGUUCGACGGAUACCACCACGUCGCCUGGCUCUGCACGGUCAGCGAUCCACUCUAUCCACACAUCAAAGGACCGCAGUCGACCUCGGCCGUGGCUGCAAUGGAGGGUCUGCUGAAGACUACCUCGGAACUGGUUGCGCUCAAGUACGGAGGUGCUUUCAGAAAGAUUGAAGCAACGCAAUACAGCUACGUCUCGCCCAAGGGGUUUGUGUCUAAGACCCUCAGUACUGGGAUCAUGAAGGAUCUUUGA